GUUUUUGCGUUUUGUUUGCGUAGAAAAAAAAAGUCCGAGCUCGGAGAAAGAACCAAGAGCUGCGGGAUCGCAAUACCGUAAUACCGAACCCUGCUGGCACCGCCGGUACUGAGCCCCACGGGCGCUGACAUGGAGGGGCCAAGUGACAAGAAAAGAAUCAGUUCGGAGCGGCGGAAGGAGAAAUCCCGAGAUGCUGCAAGAUGUCGGAGAAGUAAAGAGUCGGAGGUAUUUUAUGAACUCUCUCAUGAGCUGCCUCUGCCACCCAAUGUGAGCUUCCACCUUGAUAAAGCCUCUAUUAUGAGGCUGACCAUCAGCUACCUGCGUAUGCGGAGGCUUCUUGAAGUCGGUGACUUAAAUGAAGAGUCUGAGCUCGAUAGCCAGCUAAACGGCUUCUAUUUAAAUGCUCUGGAAGGCUUCGUUUUGGUCCUCACAGAGGAAGGAGAUAUGGUUUAUCUGUCGGAAAAUGUCAACAAGUGCAUGGGACUCACACAGUUUGAGCUGACGGGGCACAGCGUGUUUGAUUUCACUCACCCGUGUGAUCAUGAGGAGCUACGAGAAAUGCUGACGCACAGAAGCGGCUCAGCAAAAAAGGGUAAAGAACAAAUCACAGAAAGGAGCUUCUUCUUGCGUAUGAAGUGCACACUGACAAGUCGAGGAAGGACCGUAAAUAUUAAGUCGGCAACAUGGAAGGUUCUUCACUGCACAGGGCACAUGCGGGUGUACGACUGCAAUAAUCAGAAUAAUUCUGGGUACAAAAAGCCUCCAAUGACGUGUAUGGUGCUGAUAUGCGAACCCAUUCCUCAUCCGUCUAACAUCGAGUUUCCUCUGGACAGCAAAACCUUCCUCAGUCGCCAUAGCCUUGAUAUGAGGUUCUCCUACUGUGAUGAAAGAGUCACAGAGUUAGUGGGAUAUGAGCCAGAUGAACUUUUGGGCCGUUCGGUUUAUGAAUAUUAUCAUGCCCUGGACUCCAAUUACCUGACCAAAGCUCAUCACGACAUGUUCACCAAAGGUCAGGUGACUACGGGACAAUACCGAAUGCUUGCCAAGAAAGGUGGCUUUGUCUGGGUUGAAACACAAGCCACAGUUAUAUACAAUACAAAAAACUCUCAGCCCCAGUGCAUUGUGUGUGUGAAUUACGUUCUCAGCGGCAUUGAGGAGAAGCAGAUAAUCUUAUCCCUUGGGCAGACUGAGAGUGUCCUGAAACCAGCCGAGUCUUCUGAUAUGAAGAUGCCGACGUUCUUCACAAAGCUGGAUUCAGAAGAUGAUUCAGGCAGCUUGUUUGAACAGAUGAAGACGGAACCAGAGUCCUUAUUGGAACUUGCACCAGAUGCUGGAGACGAAAUCAUUUCAUUGGAUUUUGGCACCAGUGAAUCUGAACAGUCGUUUGAAGUUCAAUUGUACAAUGAUGUCAUGCUUCACCCAUCAAACGAGAAGCUGGAAAGCAUUGAAGUGUCCCCCCUUCCCACCUCUGAGAAGCCAAAACCUCUGCGCAGUGAUGCAGAUCCUGCCCUCAACAGGGAAGUGGUGAUUAAACUGGAGUCGAGCAAAGAGCCGCUGGCGCUCGCUUUUACCAUUCCACAACUUUCUAAACCAGAUAGCCCAUCGGACAUUAGCACCAGCCAAAGUUCUACAGAGCCUGGUUCUCCCGCCGACUAUUCCUAUAACGUUGAUCACGAUAUCGCAGGGGAAUUCAAAAUGGACUUGGUGGAAAAACUUUUUGCAAUAGACACAGAAGCUAAAGCACCAUUUUCUACUCAGGAAACGGACUUGGAUUUGGAAAUGUUGGCGCCAUACAUACCUAUGGAUGACGACUUCCAGCUACGUUCCUUUGAUCAGCUUGCAUCGUUAGAGACAGAAUCUGAAAACGCCCAGACUAUGGGAAGCAUGAGCAAUCUGUUCCAGCCGUCCCAGGCACCACCGGCCAGUGACUUUAUGCCAUUAAUUACAGAAACCAUGAGUGAUGCAAAAUCCAUAAUUGUACAGUCACCUCUUCACAUGAUGAAAGAAGUCAUCAGUGCCCCAGCGUCCCCUUUUAAUGGCAACAGAAGUCGCACAAGCUCGCCAGUGAGAACAGGCAUGACUGCAUUAGAAAAACCUGAGAGGUCCCGACCUGGAACUCCAAACCUGGCGUCUCCUUUAAGUAAAAGAUCUACAGUUGUGGAUGAAGAAUUAAACCCCAAGUUAAUAGCUUUACACAACUCCCAAAGAAAGCGCAAGAUGGAUAACGAUGGCUCGCUGUUUCAAGCAGUAGGAAUUGGAACAUUAUUCCAAACAAAUGUGGAUCCAGGACCGAACUCUUCACUGCUAUGGAAGCGAGUAAAGGGAAGCGAGUCAGAAAGGCUAAGUUUAGCAGAGCAGAGGACGAUUCUAUUGUUGUCAACAGAUAUGGGGAGUCGAUUGAUUGGGCAGUCAUUGGUGGGCAGCGGACUUCCUCAGCUGACUGGGUAUGACUGCGAAGUGAAUGCUCCCAUUCAAGGAAGCAGACAUUUGCUACAGGGCGAAGAACUCCUAAAGGCCCUCGAUCAAGCCAACUGAUCUUUUUAUUUGUUCAUAUUUUGGACACUGGUGGACCCUCCUCACCCAAAGCAGUGUAUUUAUAUUUUUUAGAUCUGAUAUUAGAAUCCUGUGUACAAUACUGCACUACUUCAGUAAGCCCAGUAUCGGUCCCAUUUCACCGGUUGUCACAUAGUUGCUCCAGCAGCAUCUAUCCAAAUUCAUAUUCUCCAUAACUAUAUAUACGCCAAUUCCUCUCCAAAGUGUGCAGCAUCUAUUUCUUUGUUUAGGGUAUGUCACAGCGUAUAGCUACUUAACACCUUGAUUGCAAGAGACUGCUGCAAUCCAUCGUCGAGUAACGUGUUGUGGCCUCCCUCCGGCAACCAAGGAGUUAAUCAUAAGGUCCAGUCUCGCCAUGUGAAAAAUGGUCUUUGUGAUUCCAUUGGAUAUUAUGUAGUUCAUCAAUGUCGCAAAGUAAUUACAUUCUGUUUUUUCUCGCACAAUAAACAAUGCUAAGUCAACGUUGCAUUGUCACAGUCGCACAAUAUAUUUUCUUAAGAAAACAAAAAAAUACCAGCAGUUCUUCAUGCAAUAUAUUAUGCAUUUUUAAAAACUAGUUUAAAUGUUUUUUUGUCUUUUUUUGUGUUUUUAGUUAUCGCAUCAAAUCAUGUAAGGUCUAAAUUGAUAUAAUUGUUAGAUAUAUUGUGAUGUAACUGAUAACACAAAGUUCUAGCUACUGCAGAUUUUAAACCUGAAUUAGUUACAGUUGGUUUUAAGAUUGAUCUUAACUGGAAUGACUAGAAUAAUUUAGUAUGAAAUUCUCUUUUUAGAAAGAGAAAAUGUUAACCCUUUGUGGCCAGAGAGGGUCGCUGUCUGGUAACAAAGGGUUAAGUGUGUAGAGACUGUAAAACAGCGAACAAAUCCCUGCUUGUGGUUGUUGUCAUCAUGCUGAUUUUGUAACAGAUCUGUAAAAUACUGUUCUGUUUACCCUGUGGGAUAUAGACAUCCAGCUGUUGCUAGCAGAUUUGCAUAGUACACAGAGUUGCUUGGUAUCUGAUUUCAUGCACUUUUUUCCCGCUAUUAACAUCUUUAUUUUUUCAUAUAAUGUUCAAUUCCUCUUUUGAAAAAAAACAAAACUUUUUUUAAUUUUAUUUUAGAGUAAAAUAGUUGUAUCUUCAAACAUCUGUUCAGUGUGAUCGUACUUUGCAAAAUGUGCAGACUGUUGUGUUUUUUUUUUUUCUCCAUUCUUUUUUGCUGUUUGUGGUUGGACCCGAACACUAAAUGUAUUGUUUUAUAACAUCAAUAAACAAUAUAUGGGGAAAGACCACACGUUGUA
Molecule: messenger RNA, 3829 nt
Organism: Bombina bombina (fire-bellied toad)
Lineage: Eukaryota; Metazoa; Chordata; Amphibia; Anura; Bombinatoridae
Gene: HIF1A
Product: hypoxia inducible factor 1 subunit alpha
Exons: 15
Coding region: 130-2535 (801 amino acids)
Biological process (GO): regulation of transcription by RNA polymerase II; cellular response to hypoxia
Cellular component (GO): nucleus
Molecular function (GO): DNA-binding transcription factor activity, RNA polymerase II-specific; RNA polymerase II transcription regulatory region sequence-specific DNA binding; protein dimerization activity
Source: RefSeq, a predicted model, not a curated record